Panicum hallii is the source of this 1407-nucleotide messenger RNA. Its product is annotated as putative oxidoreductase TDA3. NCBI's taxonomy places the organism in Eukaryota, Viridiplantae, Streptophyta, Magnoliopsida, Poales, Poaceae. Gene Ontology annotation, molecular function: oxidoreductase activity. Gene Ontology annotation, cellular component: cytoplasm. The transcript has 2 exons. The record is from RefSeq and is a predicted model, not a curated record. Bases 108 to 1271 code for a protein of 387 amino acids.
ACCAGCUACACGCCUACAUCGCGUGCACAGACGCAACUCUUUCCACAAUCCACACACUUUCGCCUCCAGCCUUCCACGGCGCCCGCCCCCACCCCGCGCCGCCGCCCAUGUCCGCCGCGCCGGCCGCCGCCGCCCCGCCCCGCCGCGUGGUCAUCUGCGGCGGGGGCGUGGUGGGCGCGUGCACGGCCUACUUCCUCUCCACCCACGCCGUGUCGCCCACCGUCCCGACCCUCGUCGAGAGGUGCGCCCCGGCGUGCGCCGCCUCAGGGAAGGCCGGCGGCUUCCUGGCCCUCGACUGGUGCGACUCCACCCCGGGGCUCUCCGCGCUCGCGCGGGCCUCCUACGCGCUCCACCGCCGCCUCGCCGCCGACCUCGGCGGCGUCGACGCCUACGGCUACCGCCCCGUCCACACGCUCUCCGUCUGCGUCCCCUCCGUUCCCAAGCCCGCCUCGCCGCACCCGAUGCUCCCGGCGUGGGUCGACCCGUCGGCCUCCGCGGCCCCGCCGCGGGAGCUCGGCACCCCGGACACCACCGCGCAGGUCCACCCGGGCCUCUUCACCAAGGCCGUCCUCGCCGCGUCCGGCGCCGAGGUCGUCAUCGGCGAGGUGGAGCGCGUCGUGGUCCGGGACGGCCGCGCCGCCGGCGUCGCGGUGAAGGGGCGCGACGGCGUGGUGGACGCCGACGCCGUGGUGCUCGCGCUCGGCCCGUGGUCCGGGCGGCUCGAGGUGGUCAGCGAGGUGUUCGACGUGUCCGGGCUCAAGGCGCACAGCAUCUUGCUGGGGCCGCGCGAGCCCGAGAACAUCACGCCGCACUGCCUCUUCCUCAGCUACCAGCCGGAGCCCGGUGCCAAGAUGCUCGACCCCGAGGUGUACCCACGGCCGACCGGGGAGGUGUACAUAUGUGGAAUGACCAAGGAAGAGAACCCGCCCGACGAUCCCGCAACAAUCACAGGUGAACCCAACUCAAUUGCAAUGCUGCACAAGAUCGCCGGGAAGGUGUCCAGCCAGCUGAAGAAGGAAGAGGGUGCGGAGGUGGUCGCGGAGCAGGCGUGCUACCUGCCGUGCACCACCGACGGGAUGCCGGUCAUCGGGGAGAUGCCGGGGGUGAAGGGGUGCUAUGUGGCCACCGGGCACAGCUGCUGGGGCAUCCUCAACGGUCCGGCCACCGGCGCGGCCCUGGCGGAGCUCAUCCUCGAUGGCAAGGCUAAGAUCGUCGACCUUGCGCCGUUCAGUCCGGCAAGGUUUCUCAAGAGGAGCCGGCGUGGAGCCUGACUGUGUAAGGUGUUUAAGGUGAAUUGUGAUUUGUGAAGGUUGACUUGCAAAUGAAUAAGAACACUUUGUGAUGAGAGUUGCAAAACAUGUACGAUGAAAUAGUGAAUAAAGAAUGGAUACUUGCUGUUCUGUACUU